This is a messenger RNA of Aureobasidium vineae, 1137 nucleotides long. The record is from the annotation of a GenBank genome assembly. Lineage: Eukaryota; Fungi; Ascomycota; Dothideomycetes; Dothideales; Saccotheciaceae.
AUGCCUGACGGAAUCACCGACGCGAAAAAUGGGAUAACUGGAGGAUACAAGGGCGAAAAUGCCAUCAUCAUUCGAGCCAUGAUAGCUUUCACGGCCAUUGCCUGGUACAAUGCCGCCGAAAUCAUCAUACUGGUCUUGGUUGUCUUCAAGCGCUACUCUGGACUUUACUUCUGGUCGCUACUUAUCACGGCCAUGUCAAUCAUCCCUUAUCAGGUCGGCGCUUGGUUGAAACAGGUUGGAGAAGCCGAUGCCCUCGGCAUGAUUAUACUUUCGAGUAUUGGCUGGGUCGUCCUGGUGCCAGGAUCGAGUCUGGUCUUAUACUCUCGACUCCACUGCAUCACACAAAACCGGAAGCUGCUCAAGGGUAUACUAUACAUGAUCAUCAUCAACGCCAUCGUUCUCACAAUUCCAACGAAUGUCCUAUCUCUUGGGUCCAACUCCAGCAAGUACUACUUGUUCACCUUCGGUUACUCUGUCAUGGAGAAGAUUCAGAUGACGGUCUUUUCGCUGCAAGAGCUCAUCAUAUCUUUCAUCUACCUAGUCGAAGUUCGCCGUGUGCUUAAAGUGAUUGACGACGGCCGGUUUCGAAAGAUCAUGUGGGAGCUCGGUGCGAUAAACGUCGUGAUCAUUGUUCUGGACGUCGCGCUUCUUGCCGUCGAGUAUCUCGGCUUGUAUCAAAUCGAAGUUACACUCAAGGGAAUGUGCUACAGCAUCAAGCUGAAACUGGAGUUUGGUGUUUUGUCGAAACUGGUCAAGAUAGCUACUGCCCGCCAAGGAGUUUAUGACCUGCAGACCGGAUCUGAUAGCUCGGGUACCAAGAAUACCAUGACUUAUCAAGGUCACGGCUCCUGGCUGACUGGCCCGCCCACGCUAACAACUCUGCCUUCCAACACGACGCACAGCACCGCCAAGCGUCACAGCACAUGGGCGGAGAUAUGGGCGACCAACAACCCUUUCUCGUCAGCACAUGCCGAGGCACAGAAAAGGCAUCGCGAUUUCGAGGCCGCUGUCACUUUCUCACAGACUGAGCCUCUGCCGAAACCGAGUCUGAUUGCUGAACACAUCUCUCAUCCGCCUGCUAUUAUCACUUCAAGACGCUCGUCAACCGAAGAUAUGUACCCUGGACGACUUGACUGA